GGGGCGUGGGCGGCGGCGGCGCGGGGCCGGGGGGAGCCGCGGGGCCGGGAGCGGGGUAGGCUGCGCCCGUACUUAAGCGCGCUGCCCGAGCCGCUGACGUCUUUCGAAUUGGAGACGGGCUGCCCCGCUCCCGCCCGGGCUCCAGCGGACACGGCCGGGGACGGAGCCAAGGUGCGAGUGUCUGUGUAGAAUGUCCAGGCAUGCAAAAAAGCUUAGAGAUCACGAUAUAAAUCCAUGUCUAGCGGAAACAGAUGCCACUACAAAAUGUAUGAAUGACAACAACUAUAACAAGGAUAUGUGUACUGAUUAUUUUUUGAAGUACAAAAACUGCAGAAAAUUCUGGCAUGGCAUUAUGAUGCAAAGGAAGAGAAAUGGUGUGAAACCAGAGAUGCCCUCAGCAGAAGAAAGAAAGAAAAUCUUGGAAUCAAUGGGGAAGCCCUACUGACUAGAAAUCUGAAUUGAUUGACUGUUGUCGCUGUACAUAUGAAGACUUAGCAGCAGCAAGUUACCAUUUUAUGAACUGGAUUUUACAAUUGCCAUAUGUUGGAUUAAAAUAAGAUCUUAAAUUUUGAAAUGUGUGAGCUUUCUAGGAUAGAACUUCCUGGGUUUGUUCCUACUUCCUGCUGUAGGAACCUGGCCUCUUUUUAUUGGAAGAUCUGGGUCUCUGCAACUUGUGUAGAAACUUUUGGAAGUAGAAACUACCUUGCUGUACCUUGCUGAAAUGCUAAAUUUAAAAUCAAUGGGACUUGAAGAAAGCCUGUUUGAAAAGAUGGGUUGGUGAGCAUUGCAGUGUGGUUCUAAGUUCUAAGACUGGAGCAGGUUGAGAAGCUGGUACAUGCAACAUGUUUCUUGCACUCAGCUGUUCUGCUCAAUAGUAUGGAUUUACCAUGUGUGAUUUUAUCACUAUUUUCACAUGUUGAAUUCUGUGUCCCCAGUUGAAAUAACUGAAUUCAGUUAAUUACUGAAAAUAACUGAUUUCAGUGUCAUGAACUGAAAUCCUAAAUCCAACAAGCUUGUCACUGGGUCUGCCACUGCACUUGCAGUGACAGCAGAUGCUUGUAGUAGUCAGAUCUGCAAGCUCUGCUAGUUAGAAGGUUAGAGAGACGGGUAAAGAUAAAACUGAACUCCUCAGGUCUGAGCUGCAUAGUAAUUUCUGUGGAUAGUAAAUAGAUACUUUGGUGGCGGGCAGGCAGGGGGAGACUUGCAGACAUGUAAACAGAUCCUCUGAGUGACAUGGCAGGUUUAACUAUAGUACAUCUAUCUAAGACUCUGGACAGCUGAAACCUGGGGUUUGGAAAUGCUUACUCAUACGAGAUUACAAAGCUCAGUUUAAACAGGUACUCUAAUCUUAAAUAAGGUUUAUUCUUUAGCUAAAUUGAACAACUAAUAAAUGUAAACAUGUUGCUGUCUAGUAGAAA
This is a messenger RNA of Haemorhous mexicanus (house finch), 1418 nucleotides long. It is a transcript of the gene CHCHD7, whose product is annotated as coiled-coil-helix-coiled-coil-helix domain containing 7. Bases 191 to 445 code for a protein of 84 amino acids. NCBI's taxonomy places the organism in Eukaryota, Metazoa, Chordata, Aves, Passeriformes, Fringillidae. The transcript has 4 exons. The record is from RefSeq and is a predicted model, not a curated record.